This is a messenger RNA of Nycticebus coucang (slow loris), 5580 nucleotides long. It is a transcript of the gene RAB21, whose product is annotated as RAB21, member RAS oncogene family. Lineage: Eukaryota; Metazoa; Chordata; Mammalia; Primates; Lorisidae. The record is from RefSeq and is a predicted model, not a curated record. The coding region runs from base 246 to 914 and encodes 222 amino acids. The transcript has 7 exons. Gene Ontology annotation, biological process: Rab protein signal transduction. Gene Ontology annotation, molecular function: GTPase activity; GTP binding.
GUGUGACGUAGGAGGAAGGAGACGCCAUUAAGGGGAGGCGGAGAGCGAGCGCUGUUAGCCUUUCCUCCGGUGCCUGACGUGGUGUCUCGGUCCCUUCCUUCUCGGACUUUCCCUCGGCCCUUCCAGAUCUCGCCCGGAAGGAGUGGAGACGGAGCGGCGCGGCCGGGGCGGAGGGGGCUGAGCCGGCCGGCUUCUGUGGGCAGCGCGGCGCGACUCUCGGGCGGGAGCGGCGGGGAGGCGGCGGGAUGGCUGCGGCUGGCGGCGGCGGGGCGGCGGCGGGCAGAGCCUACUCGUUCAAGGUGGUGUUGCUAGGCGAAGGCUGCGUGGGGAAGACGUCGCUGGUGCUGCGCUACUGCGAGAACAAGUUUAACGACAAGCACAUCACCACCCUGCAGGCAUCAUUCUUAACAAAGAAGUUAAAUAUUGGUGGGAAAAGAGUAAACCUUGCCAUAUGGGAUACAGCAGGUCAAGAGAGAUUCCAUGCGUUGGGUCCAAUUUACUACAGAGAUUCAAAUGGAGCUAUUUUAGUUUAUGAUAUAACAGAUGAAGAUUCUUUUCAGAAGGUAAAAAACUGGGUCAAAGAAUUACGGAAAAUGUUGGGAAAUGAAAUCUCUUUAUGUAUAGUUGGUAAUAAAAUAGACUUGGAGAAGGAGAGACAUGUUUCCACUCAAGAAGCAGAAUCGUAUGCAGAGUCCGUGGGAGCAAAACAUUAUCAUACUUCAGCCAAACAGAACAAAGGAAUUGAAGAACUCUUUCUUGACCUUUGUAAAAGGAUGAUAGAAACAGCACAAGUGGAUGAGAGAGCAAAAGGCAAUGGCUCUAGUCCACCAGGAACUGCAAGGCGAGGUGUACAGAUCAUUGACGACGAGCCCCAGGUGCAGAGCGGAGGUGGAGGGUGCUGUUCUUCCGGAUAACUGUUCAUGCCUGAGAAAUUAGAACUGUGGAUCAUUGCCCUCAACAUGAAGACUGCCAUAUUCCAAGUCACGUUAUUUUACCAAUGGAGUUAUAGAAUUAACAGUAUUUUAAAUUACGUUUAAAACACUGCAGAGACCUUAAGUGCUAAACUUAGUGGAGUUUGUGACCAGAGAAUUGGCAUUUUCUACAAAUGUUAACAAAGCAAUUACCAAUGGCCUUUUUACAUUUUUUUUUUCUUUAAUGAGGAAUAAUAUGCAUGUAGAAAAGACCUACUUAAAGGCUUCAUUUAUAUUCUUUUAAAUCAGAUCUUUAUUUAAUAACUUAUAUAUGUUGUUGGAAUGGUAUACAUUUUUGCAGCCCUUUGUAUUUUGUGGUGGUUUGAAUUGUGUCACUCCUAAACAGCAGACUAUUUUGUUUUUUGUUUUUUUUUAAUUAGCAGAUACCUGAAGUACUAUUUUUGCAGGGUUUGCACAGGCCCCUAACUGUCUCCCUUUACUACUUUGAUAUAAUCUGUAUACAUCCUGUAUGCUGAGCUGGUAAAAUAGAUUGUAAAUUACAUAUUAAAUAUUUUAUCUGCUUUUACAAGCGCAAAGUGCAAAAAUAUAUACAGUAGUCUCAUCGAUGACUGUAAAGUGAAUUAACAUUUGAUGACAAUGCCUAAGCUUUUUGACUCUGAUAUAAAAAUCAUAGUUCCCUUUCACUUUUGUCUUAACGUGGCGUGUUUAAAUUUUUGCAUAUACUUUACUUGAAUUAUUGCUGUUGUCACAUAUUUUGCCUCUGUAAGUCCGUCUGGUGGUUGAGCAGCGGUAUUUGCCUUUUGGCUUGGGUUUUUGUUUUUUCUUUUAUUAAUGUAUUUGUUUUUAUAGAAGAGAUGACUUCUGCUGGUUUUCCUUUAGGAUGGUUGGUUACAUUGGAAAAAUUUGAGUGGAGCAUACUGUUUCACUUCUGCGGUAGCUUUAGUUUUCUCUUAGGCUUUAGAGGAGAUGGGUUCACUAGUGUGGGGAGAGAGAAAGAGACACAGUAGCUGCUCACCAAGACUGAUUCAGACAGCAUGUUAGUGAAACAUAGCUGCUCUGAGGCAGCACUUGCACAUCCUUUGUCAGCAAGUUGUAUUUGUACGUUUCUUGCCCGAGAUGAGCACAGAAACGUUUGUAAGAAAUAUCCUCCUGAGUUUCUGUGGAGAGAAGCAUUAUGUGUAAUGCAGUUAUAGCAAACACUGGAAAGAUUUAUUAUGGAAUUAUAUUCUUGUAUACUUUAUUAAUUAUUCCCUUCUUAGAUUUUUUUUUUUCUUACGCAUAGGACUGAACUUAAAUUUGUUAAUUUUAAUAGAAUCAGGCGCUGCUCACAGAAGGAACACAGACUGUGGAAAUUCACAUUAUAUUGUUCUUGUUUAAAUAUAUAUAUUUUUCCAUUUCUGUUAUGCUUGAAAAACUAGUAAAUGUUAUGUCUAAGAUUAAAAUGGAAUGGUCCCUGGAUUUACUUCUUAUAAGAAGCAAAUAGUAUGCAAUAAAGCUGUUAAUAUGAGCAAUGAAGAGGAUCUAAGGAGGUUAUAGUUACUGAAGAAGUACUACCAUAUUUUUGAGUUAAUAGCUUAAACCUUCCCAAGUGGGCAAAAGUUGAAUGAACUGACACCUCGAUGUUAGAAUUUUAAUGUAGUAUUAAGCAUUCUCUGAAUCCUCAUUUGACCUUUUUAAAUUAUUGUCCUUGCUAAACUUAUCACACUGACCUCUCUGUUCUGUGUUUGAGGAGCAUGAGGUGGGAAAAGUCAGGGAGACAGCAGCUAAAAUUGUCUUUUUUGGGAUGAUGUACUGUGUGCAGUCUCUUGAUUCCUGUGAAGUUAGUGUUUGUGUGUGGGUAGGGGAGGAAGCAGAAACACUUGUUUAUGCCCUCCUAGCACUCUGUUCAGACAGUGUAAAGCUUUGCCAUUCUUCCUGUAGGUGGAGAUGGGAAAUAAUCUCUUCUCAUUGAAGUGAAAUAAUGUUUUUAAACUAGGUAGAGAGGAAAUUAAGCUUUAUUCCCCCACAUAAGUUAUAAACCCUGAUAAUUAGAGAGUUGUACUUUAAUUUUGACCCUAUUUUAAUGGUAUAAAGUCCAGAUAGGAAACCCUGCUCCAGAGUUGCCAGGUAAUCAUUGGUGGAGCGUAACUAUUCUCUGUAUUUUUUUUCUUUACUCCUUUGGUUUAUGCGAGCAUUUUAUUCUUUUUUUUUCUGUUUAAACUUGUAACUUUAAACUUAAUUCAAUAGCAACAAUAGAUAAUAUUGAUCCUUUUAAAGCCUAAAAGCUCUUUAGGUAGGAAUAGGGUGAAAGGGUAAUGAAAGAAGACCAAGCAAAUGCAGUCCAUAGUAUUCAAAGGAAAGAUAAAGAUGAUAAACAAAGGCUGAGGAAAUUUUUCUGAUAUUUUCUUCAUCUCUCUGAUACACUUUUUUGUGUUCCUGUUCUGAUAAUUGUGCUAUUAGGAAGAAGAUAACAAGUCAUGUUGUGUAUUAAAAGUAGCUAGGUAGAACCGAUAUUUUUUUUUAACUAGUAAAAUAUUAGCAUAUAUAAUUACAUAACAUACAUAGUUAAAAAUUGGUUUAAGAUAGUCAUUUAAAGAUACCCAAAUACUUUAUUAUGUUAAAAGUGUACAAUCAUUGUUUCUGUAUUAAUGAUGGGUAUUCUUGUUUUGCUUUGUGAUUACAGGGGAAGAUUGUUUUUUUAAAUGUAUAUUGCAAUGAUUUGAGGUAAAUAAUACUCAGAAAAGAAAAAAAGCAUCAUGUUAUUGUAUGAAAUAUGAGUGUUUGAAUUUGUUUUGUUUGGGGUAUCUCCUGAGAAUACCCUAAAACUGUGGUUGUUAACUGUAUUGAAAUAUAUAUAUAUUUUUAAUAGUAGCCAUAUAUUAUUAGUGGAAUACUUUUAUUUGGCAUUAAAGUAAGGAAAAGAAUAGUUCGUUUUUAGAUGUUUAAAUAAAGGAUGAAAUUGAGGAAAUCAAGAAGGAGGAAUUGAAGAGUAGAAUGGAAGUCAAGUAGAUAUAAAACCCUACAACCUGGUAAGUUUUUAGAUCACUCUUAAGAAUACAGUACUUUUAUUGAAGAAUUUCUAAAUAAGGCAAACUAUACAUUGUGCCAAAUAUUUAGAACUUUUUUAAAAAGGUGGAUUGUAAUACUAUUUAUUUCUUUUAAUAUACAUAAUUUGUGAUCUUCUAUAAGUGCUACUGGGAAUCUAGAUCACUGAUCUUAUAUCUUGUGGCAGUGUAGUUUGCCCUUAUAAUUACCACUGUAUUAUCUCUAAAAGUAAUACAAUCUGUGCCUUUACCUUUGAGAAUUUAUCUUGUGACUUCUGUCUGCCAUUGUAGAUUUCACAGUUUUCUUUGUAGAUACUUACCACAAAGAGGGAAUAUGUAAUUUGUGACCAUUUAAGCUGUCGAAAUUUUCUGGAACAGGGUGUAUAGUAGUGACUAGUACGAGCCUCGUAAUACUGUCUGAAAAUACAGAAGCUGCGUAAAUCCUUAAGUACUUUUUUUUUUCUAAAUUACAAAUGCAUAAACUAGAGUAAUUAAAAAUCAGAAUUCAUUGAAUUACAUUUACUUGAUUUCAUAGUAGGGAUUGAUUUCAGUAUGUUGUUUUUCUCUUGUAAUCGGCGAUAACAGAGUAAUCUGUUUGGUAUUGUGACCAAAAGUCACGCUUCACGUCUGUCUGACUUGGGCCUUUCCCUCUUUGAGAAAACAAUUACAGUGUUGAACAAAAUCUUUCUAAUUGUAAGUACUUCAGUAGUAUCAUAUGUAAUGAAAACAAAAUUAGAAAUACUCUUAAGAGUUUCCAAUUUCAAGCAGAAAAUGCUUCUUUUCUAAAUAAAUACCUCUUUAUGUGAUAAACCUUUAGCACUACUCGUGCUAUCCAGGAUUUAUAUAUUAUCUCUUUCUUCAAAAACUGUGCUUUUGAAUGUUAACCUUUCUACUGCAGCCUUUUCCUUUAAACUUGGCAUGUUAAUGUUAAAAAGCAUAUCCAGUAAGACUUUUAUUCUUAAAACAUUUUGUCCUCUUUGGAAGUCUGCACAGAUUUCCGAAUGCAUCUCAUUAAAGCUUUAAGUCAGGCAGUGGGGUUGCUACCUGAAAUGCCUUUAUUCCCACUGUGCCAGUUCUCAAUGUUGAUUUUGAUACUUCCUGGCAGCGGUACCAUCUCUUCAUUAUCAAAUACAUAAUAAAAAGCUAAUAUGAUUUUCUUAAAUUUUAGCAUGUGUACAGUAGUGAGAAAAAGGUGAGGGGUUGCAAGGAUAUAAAGUAUGAUAAUGUUGAAAAAUAGCAGUGGUAUUUGUUGAAGUAUCUUUGGUAGCAAGCUAUUUUAAGGAAACCACCAUAUGUAGUACUCCUAGAAAUGUAAAAGUCUUAUUUUGUAUUAUAUACAUAACCGUACAUUCUAGAAAAAAUGAUAAAAAGUAACAGAUACUGUCAAAGUGCCCUUUGUGCCCCCUCCCAAGUAGUAACUAUUGCUCUCUAGAAUAUAUUCCUCAAAUACCUUUUUGCUAUCCAUUAAUAUACCUAUGUAUUUACAUCUGGAAUUACAUACUUUUGUGGGUUUUAAAUGUUUGCAUAAAUUGUCUUUUACUGCAUACAUGUUCUGCACCUUGCUUUUUGUCAUACCAACAUGUGCAGGAGCUCUUCAGUAAAUACAGACUUUUCUUUUUAUUUCC